This is a messenger RNA of Ascochyta rabiei, 6186 nucleotides long. Its product is annotated as RNA helicase. The transcript has a single exon. Lineage: Eukaryota; Fungi; Ascomycota; Dothideomycetes; Pleosporales; Didymellaceae. Bases 1 to 6186 code for a protein of 2061 amino acids. Gene Ontology annotation, molecular function: ATP hydrolysis activity; ATP binding; nucleic acid binding. The record is from RefSeq and is a predicted model, not a curated record.
AUGGACGCAGCGCAGGCGCAAUGGCUGGAGCAGCUCGCCACCAUGCGCAAAGCUAUCGCAGAACUGAACCUGCCCACAGAGGCUGAGAAAGUGCCAGCCUAUGGUGAUGAUCUGGAAUUCGACGACGACGACUUCUCAGGCACUGCAAGCGGGGAAGACAUCUGGGACAUCAUCAGCGACGAAUACGAAGACGAGUACAGCAGCGACCACCUCGAGCAGUUCCAAGAUGCAUCAAGUGGAAGCAGCGCCUACGACCAGCGAUGGCUGUCCACCAAAUGCGAGGGCGUCGCCCAACGAAGCUCUGGCCUGGAUGCCGGAGCCCUCAAAGAUCAGAUCCUGGCAAUCCUCAGCAGCGACAGCAACAACGAGGAGCUGCAGAUGAUGCUAGCAGAGAUUGUCGGCUAUGGAGAGCUGGACCUGGUGGCCGAUCUCAUCGCACAUCGCAAGGACAUUACUCGCUCGUUGCUCGAGCCAACUCCUGGCGAACACAACGGCGUCUCUGGCCGUCUUCUGACCCGAGCCGAGCGCGAAGAAGCGUUGCGCAGGCAAGACUGGGAGCACAAAAACACCACUCUGUCAGCUGCAGUUGACCGCACAGGACCACAGUACCCACAUGUCUACCAGACCUACUCAGCUGGCAAUAAGCUCUCUGCUUACGGCAAGAAAUAUGCGCUUCCCACCAACCACAAGCACCACGACGACAAUCUCUACGAAGAAUACGAGAUUCCUGCGAUGCCAGUAGGGACUAUUGGAGCCGGUCGGAGGCUCGUCGAAAUCAGCGAACUGGACGGUCUCUGCCAGCGCACAUUCAAAGGUUACAAAGCUCUCAACCGCAUGCAGAGCCUGGUUUUCCCUGUGGCGUACAAGACGAGCGAGAACAUGCUCAUCUGCGCGCCUACUGGUGCCGGUAAGACUGACGCAGCGAUGCUGACCAUCCUCAACACCAUCGGCAAGAACAUCUUGCCCAACCCAAUCGAGGAGCCUGAGGCCACCGAUUUCACAGUCAGCAUGGAGGAUUUCAAGAUCAUCUAUGUAGCACCCAUGAAAGCGCUUGCUGCUGAAGUCACAGAGAAGCUCGGAAAGCGCCUGGCUUGGCUAGGCAUCAAGGCGCGUGAGUUGACUGGAGACAUGCAUCUCACCAAAGCCGAGAUCCUGGACACUCAGAUCAUUGUCACAACACCAGAGAAAUGGGACGUUGUAACGAGAAAGAGCACGGGAGACACUGAGCUUGUGCAGAAGGUGCGUCUGUUGAUCAUCGACGAGGUUCAUAUGUUGCACGAUGAACGCGGUGCUGUAUUGGAGAGCUUGGUGGCCAGAACCCAAAGACAGGUCGAGAGCACACAGUCUCUCAUCCGCAUCGUUGGUCUUUCCGCUACACUGCCCAACUACGUUGAUGUUGCAGACUUCCUCCGCGUGAACAAGAUGGCCGGGCUGUUCUAUUUCGACGCUUCGUUUCGUCCUGUGCCUCUGGAGCAGCAUUUCAUCGGUGCCAAGGGCAAGCCUGGCACCAUGAAAUCCCGCGAGAACCUAGAACAGGUCGCUUUCAACAAGGUCAAGCAGAUGCUCGAGCGAGGACAUCAGAUCAUGGUCUUUGUACAUUCCAGAAAGGAUACCGUGAAGACCGCACGUCGACUUUUCGACCAGGCCGUGGACGAUCAGUGCAGUGACCUUUUCGAUCCGACAGAACAUCCCAAGUACGAUGCUGCUGUGCGCGACAUGAAGCAAUCAAAGGGACGUGAGCUUCGAGAGCUGCUUGGUAAAGGUAUGGGCACUCAUCACGCUGGUAUGCCUCGCUCAGACCGCAACCUUGUCGAGCGUCUCUUUGCCGAGGGUAUUAUCAAAAUCCUUUGCUGUACAGCAACCCUAGCCUGGGGUGUCAACCUGCCAGCCGCUGCAGUUCUUAUCAAAGGCACUCAGGUGUACAACGCCCAAGAAGGCAAGUUUACAGAUCUCGGUAUUCUGGAUGUCCUGCAGAUCUUUGGUCGUGCCGGUCGUCCUCAAUUCCAAGACACUGGUAUCGGUUUUAUCUGCACGACCCAUGACCGCCUUGACCAUUACAUGCGUGCAAUUACAGAACAGCAGCCUAUCGAGUCAAGGUUCUCUUCCAAGCUUGUUGACAACCUCAAUGCCGAGAUCUCGCUUGGUACAGUCACCACAGUCUCAGAGGCAGUGCAAUGGCUGGGUUAUUCCUACUUAUUCGUCAGAAUGCAAAAGAGCCCCUUGCUCUAUGGCAUCGAAUGGGCCGAGAUUAGAGACGAUCCGCAACUUGUCGGAAGGAGGCGUAAGCUUAUCAUCGAUGCUGCACGCGUCCUGCAGAAGAGUCAGAUGAUCAUCUUCAACGAGACCACAGAGGAUCUCCGCUCCAAGGAUGUCGGGCGUAUUGCAAGCCAGUUCUAUGUUCAGCAAUCGAGUAUCGAGAUCUUUAACACUAUGAUGCGCCCUCGAAGCACAGACGCUGAUGCUCUGGCCAUGGUCAGUAUGAGCGGCGAGUUCGACCAAGUUCAGUCUCGUGAGACCGAGGAAAAAGAAUUAUCGGCACUCAAGGAAGAGGGCUAUGUCAUUACUGAAGUCAAAGGUGGUUACGCUACAGCUCACGGCAAGACGAACUACCUUCUACAGGCCCAUAUCUCCAGAGCACGACUAGAGGACUUCACGCUCGUCUCGGACACUAACUACAUUAAGCAGAACGCUUCGCGUAUCGCCAGGGCAUUGUUUAUGAUAGCGCUUAAUAGGCGCUGGGGGUACCAAUGUUUGGUCCUGCUGAGCCUUUGCCAGUCUAUUGAACACCAAGUGUGGUCUAUAGAGCAUCCCCUACAUCAGUUCGAUCUCCCCCAGCCAGUGUUGCGAGCGCUUGAUCAGAGAUAUACGUCAAUCGAGGCACUGCGCGAUAUGGAAUCACGAGAGAUCGGUGACCUAGUGCACAACACGAAGAUGGGCGGAGUUAUCUCAAAGCUCUUGGACAACUUCCCGACACUUGGUAUUGAAUCUGAGAUUGCGCCUCUCAACCGCGACGUUCUCCGCAUUCGCUUGUGGCUCACGCCCGAGUUCAGGUGGAACGACCGCCAUCACGGCACAUCAGAAUCGUUCUGGAUCUGGGUAGAGAACUCGGAAACCUCAGAGAUCUACCACUAUGAGUUCUUCAUCUUGUCUCGUAAGAAGCUUUACGAUGAUCACGAACUGAACUUCACAAUCCCGCUCACAGAUCCGUUACCGACACAAAUUUAUGUGCGCGCUGUUUCUGAUCGGUGGCUGGGUGCGGAGACAGUGCAUCCGAUCUCUUUCCAGCAUCUUAUUCGGCCAGAUACGGAGAGCGUUUACACCGAUCUGCUUGACCUGCAGCCGUUACCGAUCGCAGCUCUGAAAAACCCACUUCUAGAGGAGCUGUACGCCCAGCGCUUCCAGUACUUCAAUCCCAUGCAAACACAGAUCUUCCACUGUUUAUACCAUACCCCGGCGAACGUGCUUCUUGGUUCGCCCACAGGUAGUGGUAAGACAGUCGCAGCUGAGCUUGCCAUGUGGUGGGCUUUCAGAGAGAAGCCAGGCUCAAAGGUUGUUUAUAUUGCACCUAUGAAGGCGCUCGUUCGAGAGCGAGUGCAGGACUGGGGCAAGCGCCUUGCUGGACCAAUGGGGCUCAAGCUUGUUGAAUUGACUGGUGAUAACACGCCAGAUACCCGCACAAUACGCGACGCAGACAUAAUCAUUACCACGCCUGAGAAAUGGGAUGGUAUCAGUCGUAGCUGGCAGACUCGUGGCUAUGUUCGUCAGGUCAGUUUGGUCAUCAUCGACGAGAUCCACUUGCUCGGCGGUGACCGUGGUCCCAUUCUCGAGAUCAUUGUGUCCCGUAUGAACUACAUUGCUUCGCAGAAAGAAGGUGGAUCUAUCCGUCUGCUCGGAAUGUCGACCGCUUGCGCGAAUGCUUCAGACCUCGGCAACUGGCUCGGUGUGAAAGAGGGGCUCUUCAACUUCCGUCACUCUGUCCGCCCUGUGCCGCUGGAGAUAUUUAUUGAUGGCUUUCCCGAGCAGCGAGGAUUCUGUGCGCUUAUGCAGUCGAUGAACCGGCCCACGUUCCUCGCUAUCAAGCAACAUUCGCCAGAGAAGCCAGUCAUCGUAUUCGUAGCGUCGCGUCGUCAGACGCGCCUAACUGCUCGCGACCUGAUCAACUUCUGCGGCAUGGAGGACAAUCCCAGGCGUUUUCUCCGCAUGUCGGAAGAUGACUUAGCUCUGAAUCUUGAGCGGGUCAAAGAUGACGCCCUGCGAGAGGCUCUGAGCUUCGGCAUCGGUCUCCAUCACGCGGGUCUGGUCGAAAGCGAUCGUUCCCUGUCUGAGGAGCUCUUCGCCAACAACAAGAUCCAGAUCCUUGUCGCUACUAGCACUUUGGCUUGGGGAGUCAACUUGCCAGCUCAUCUAGUGGUCGUCAAGGGCACACAGUUUUUUGAUGCCAAGUCUGAAGGAUACAAGGAUAUGGACCUGACAGAUGUGCUUCAGAUGCUAGGUCGUGCCGGACGUCCGCAGUUUGAUUCUUCAGGCAUCGCGCGUAUCUUCACGCAGGACGCGAAGAAGGAGUUCUACAAGCACUUCCUGCACACUGGUUUCCCUGUUGAGUCUUCGCUGCACAACGUUUUGGACAACCAUUUGGGCGCCGAGAUCUCAGCCGGCACCAUUGGCACAAAGCAAGACGCUCUGGACUACCUAACCUGGACCUUCUUCUUCCGCCGAUUGCACAAGAACCCAUCUUUCUAUGGUCUCGAAAUCUCUGCGGAAGAACACAACACCAUCGCUGCUCAAUCCAUGGCAAAUGACUACAUGAUCAAUCUUGUGGAGACCUCACUGAAAGAACUCCACGACUCAUCCUGUGCGGCUGUCGAACCCACAGGUGAAGUCGACUCCACCCCGCUCGGCAAGAUCAUGUCCUACUACUACCUGUCACACAAGACAAUCCGUUACCUUGUCGCGCACGCGAAGAGAAAUGCAACCUUCCUUGAUGCAUUGACAUGGAUAUCACACGCGACUGAAUACGACGAGCUUCCUGUACGACACAACGAAGAUCUCAUCAAUGCCGAGCUCUCCAAAGCUCUGCCGCUGAGUGCAGACCACUUCGGUCUGCCGAUGUGGGAUCCACACGUCAAAUCCUUUUUGCUGCUACAGGCACACUUUUCGCGCAUCGACCUGCCUAUCAGCGAUUACGUGGGUGACUUGAACUCGGUCCUUGACCAGUCGAUCCGUAUCGUGCAAGCUAGUAUCGAUGUCUUGACUGAGUUGGGCUACGUAAGUUCUUGUACACAGAUGAUUGCCUUGCUGCAGUGUAUUAAGAGCGCACGCUGGCCUGACGACGGUCCGCUCUCGCUCUUACCCAAUGUUGAGCCCACAGAGGAGAGGAAGCGUAUCGAGCAUCCACGCGCCUCACCAAAGACACUGCAGGAGGCGUCCGCCUCCUCUUCCGCAAACCUCGAGAAAGCGCUGCGCUUUGCCGGGGUGACGGCGCCAAUGCUGAAGCGCAACAUGGAGCCCAUCGCUCGCCUCCCGAUUCUGCACCUUUCCUUGGGCACGUACAACGCCGUAUCUUUCUCGUUGAACAUGACGCGUCAAAACCCAGCGCGCAUUCAGAAUGGCGGUGUGCGUAUUUACGCGCCACGGUACCCAAAGCCGCAGACGGAAGGGUUCUUCUUCGUGUUGAGCUACAGCAGCACAGAUGAGAUCAUUGCAUUAAAGAGGGUGAACUGGGUGGAUCCGACUCGGUCGGGACCUGGAGGUCGUGGCCGCGGCCACGGCGGACGUGGUGGACAGAAGCAGCUGACAGCUUCAGAAGCGGGGGCUGGACGAGGAAGCGGAGCCGUCAGUAGAGGUCGUGGAAGUCGUGGAAGUCGUGGAGGUCGCGGGGCGGACAAGCAAAUCGCCGCAACUGGCAACGGAAGCACAGGUGCGGUUGUAGAUGCAAGUAGAGAGGGUGGCCAUGGUGGAGCUGGAGCUGGAGCUGGAGCUGGAGGAGCAAAAUUGCACGCUUUCGCCAAGGUAUCUCUACCGCCUGAGGCACAAGGCAAGAAGGUGGACGUGAGCGUGUACAGCGAUUCGUACAUUGGGAUGAGGUGGCGUAUCGACGGUGUAGAGAUACCGAUGGCGCCGGUCGUGGAGGACGGAGGGAAGAAGAAGGAGGGAGGCGCGGGUGUGUGGGAUAACGAUAACUUGUAG